Molecule: messenger RNA, 993 nt
Organism: Notechis scutatus (mainland tiger snake)
Lineage: Eukaryota; Metazoa; Chordata; Lepidosauria; Squamata; Elapidae
Source: RefSeq, a predicted model, not a curated record
UUUAGAGGAGACUUCAGAUCACACAGAUUUCUGCAGGAAUCCGAGAAACCCAGCCCUGUUUGCUUUGCACCCCCGAAACUUGUUUACCUUGUUUGGGAAAUCACGUAAAGUGGUGACUUUGACUUUUGGCUGACGUCCUGUUUCCCCGCCUCCCCUUUCUAUCUCCUUGCCAAAGAAAUUUUGGUUUCUGUGUGCUUGUCUUGUUCUGGAAUGAAAAGCGUCAACAAGAGAAAGCAACGGGGUGGAAGGGUUCCAAGGAGGAAAUUCUUUGCCCCAAACUUCCUCCCUGCUGUAACCACUCCCUCGUCUGCUGACAGUCCUUUGGAAAUGAGACUGCCGCCCAUCUCCAGCUAGAUUUUAAUGGUCUUUUAAGCAGGCAUGGCCUCCUUGGUGGAUGACCCCGUGGAGAAGCUUCAGGAGGAGGUAUCUUGUUCCAUCUGCCUGGAGUAUCUGAGGGAGCCAGUGACCAUCGACUGUGGCCACAACUUCUGCCAGGCCUGCAUCUCAGACUAUUGCAACCAAGGAGCCGGUUCCACAACUGGGGCAGCUCUCUGUCCGCAGUGCCGGGUGGGGUUUUUGCUAAGCAGCUCCCGCCCCAAUAAGCAGCUGGCCAAUAUCGUGGAGGGCAUUGAGCGGCUGGCUCGGAGGCCCAGCCAAGGGCUUGUUGAGGCCUUGUGCGAGAAGCACGGCAAAAAGUUGAGGCUUUUCUGCCAGGAUGAUGGAGAGUCCAUUUGCUUGGUGUGUGACAAAUCUCGGGAGCACCGUAUGCAUUCGGUCCUGCCCAUCGAGGAGGCCGCUCAUGAUUACAAGGUAAGGAGGGAGCUGGGCUUGGAUUCCAAACAGGAGAGCUAUGAGUGAAAACAGGCUGGGGUUCUUUGCCUAUCCAAAUCCUCCAUGGCUCACUAGGGAAGUUUUGGGCCAGUUAUGCAUGCUCAAUCCAGCCUACCUGAUAGGGUUGCUGUUUUGGAAGGAAGACCUCUUAGGGAAACUUCC